Molecule: messenger RNA, 1530 nt
Organism: Lachancea lanzarotensis
Lineage: Eukaryota; Fungi; Ascomycota; Saccharomycetes; Saccharomycetales; Saccharomycetaceae
Gene: CAC2
Product: LALA0S06e05248g1_1
Exons: 1
Coding region: 1-1530 (509 amino acids)
Biological process (GO): nucleosome assembly; DNA replication-dependent chromatin assembly
Cellular component (GO): CAF-1 complex; nucleus
Molecular function (GO): protein binding
Source: RefSeq, a predicted model, not a curated record
AUGGAGGCAAGUAACCUUCAAAUAUAUUGGCAUGAGUCUCAGCCUAUUUACAGCCUGUCCUUUCAGUCAAAACCCCUUCAAAAAGAACAAACUACAAGAUUAGUUACGGCUGGCGGUGACAAUAAGAUUCGUGUAUGGCAGUUAAACUUCGAUGGUCAAGACAGAAGCAAAGUAGAUACUAUUGAUUUUCUUUCAUCACUCACUCAACAUGAACAAGCCGUCAAUGUUGUAAGAUUUGAUCCUUCACAUGAAAGUAUAGCAUCAGCAGGCGAUGAUGGUCAACUUCUGCUUUGGAGGAAAAAUGAAAAUAUAUCGAAAGAGUUUGGGGUAGACGACGAAGAAUUCGCAGAUUUUAAAGAGUCUUGGUACGUCUGGAAGCGUUUACGUUCGUCUACAGCCGCGGGUUCUUCCGAAAUCUACGACUUGUCCUGGAGUCCAGAUGGAAAAUUCGUCGCUACGGGGUCAAUGGACAAUAGUAUCAGGAUAUUCGAUGUAGCGGGUGAAUCGUGCGUAGCAAUUGCUUCAGAUCAUAAUCACUACGUACAGGGUGUCGUUUGGGAUCCGCAAAACGAGUUCAUUUUCUCACAGUCCGCCGACCGUUCAGUGCACGUACACCGCAUAAUUUACGAUGCCAGCGGGACCGUCUCUGACCUGAAGCUAACAAAUCGCAUCAUAAGAGGAGAUUUGCCAUGUCGCACAGCUGCGAACUCCACGGAAUUGGAUUACAAGAACAUAAAAUCUUCUUACCUUUUCCACAAUGAGACUCUGCCGUCAUUUUUCCGUCGCCUUGAUAUGUCACCAUGCGGUAAUCUGCUCUGUCUCCCUGCUGGUGUUUUUAAAAACUGUAACAGCACAUCAGAAAGCGGCAAUGGCAAUGACGAGCUUGCAAACGCAGUUUACAUCUUUACGCGACCAUAUUUGAAAAACAGCAGUAACAGGCCAAUAUUAGUACUACCAUUUUUCAAAAAACCUGCUUUGGUGGUUUCAUUCUGCCCACAGUUAUAUCAGCUAUCCGUUGGUUCGAGUCCCUACGUUCAACUACCAUACAAGCUUAUUUUUGCGGUCGCGACUUCUGACGAGGUUUUCAUCUACGAUACAGAAGUGAUAGAGCCCAUUUGCAUCAUAGGAAAUCUGCACUACACACCGAUCACCGAUAUAGCAUGGCAACGAGAUGGAUCCAUGGUCAUGGUUUCUUCCACGGAUGGUUUCUGCUCGUAUAUUUCAAUACCAGACGGAACCCUUGGAGCGGUUUACAUUGAAAAGACCCCAAAUACUUCAUUUAAACCCAUGCAAACUGAGUCCAAGGUUUCCGGGAGGACACCUGUAACAAUCAGCACGUUGCAAGUAAGACGAAAGGAAAAGCCCAUCACUGAAGACGUAAAGAACUUGCCAGACGCAUCAUCCAUUGGCGGGUCCCCAAAGCAAGACGGUGCAGCAGCCAUACAAAACAAGCCACCCACACAAAAUGACACGAGGCCAGUACCUCGAAGAAUACAACCUACGUUGAUGUUUCAGUCUAACAAAAAAUAG